AUUGCUGUAUCUCCAGGCAGCAGCGUCAGUUCCCUGACUGCAGUCACAGCCAUGAGCAGCACUUCUGUCACAGAUGCCUCUAUGCCCAGGCCAUCAGAAGACUUGACUGUGAGCCCCAAGAUGCAGCUGGACACCAGCCUCACGCUGAGUAGCAGUAGCAGCAGUCUCCAGACUAGUCCUAGGAGCCAUUCAGUUCUUAUCCCAGGCCUUCCUGACAAGCUAACACCAAAGGCACCUGUUCCAGUCGCACCAGGAAACCCCUCUCUAGCACUGGAACUGCAGGAGGUGGAGCCCUUGGUGGUGCCCCAGGCUUCUCCAACCCGCGAGCGCUCGCCAGACGUCAUUUCCUCUGCUUCCACAGCCAUGUCCCAAGAUAUCCCAGAGAUUGCUUCUGAGACCUUGCAACGCAGCUUUGCGGCAGCUCCGUCUGGGCUCCCUGCGGAGGUGCUGGAGCCCAGUCAUCACGCAGACAGUAUGGCAUCCGCUGCCUCAGCCUUGCAUUUGCUGUCUCCGAGGAACCGGCACAAUUCAGAGCACAGCCACCACUCUUUGGACAUGCCUCCAGUGGAGGUGGACAGACUGAAUGCUCCAUCAUUACUGGAGACUGCUUUAACUCAGGAAAAUGCAUCUUCUGACAGUGUUGUGAGUCAGCCAUGGCCAGCAGCUCCUGACAUAACCAGAGAAACCAGGAACAGCAUGGCAGACAGCCCAAGGGAUGAGGUUGAAGAAAAGCACAAGAGCUCUUCCUAUCAUCGACACAGCUACCAUCUGCUGCAGCAUGACAGCCAGGAUGCUAGUGCAGAACAAAGUGACCAUGAUGAUGAAGUUGCAAGCUUGGCUUCUACAUCAGGUGGAUUUGGUGCCAAAGCGUCUACGCAGAGGCUGCCUGUGAAGGACUGGAAAGCCAAGGCAUCCCCUCGGGCUUCCCCAAAGCUAAAGCGGAAGGGCAAGAAAGAUGACGGGGAUGUGAACCAGUCGCCAAGAUCAUCUAACAACCAGGUGACACCAGAGUUCCAGGAUGAGCUGAUGUGCAUAUUGAGGAGCCAACAGCGGGAGCUCUCUGAGCUGCGUCAGAACCAGAUGGAGCUGCUGCAGAGACUCACGGAUCACCUUGAUGCCAUUCAGAGCUCCCUUAUGGGCCACGUGGAGAGGGUGAUUGACUCCCAGCGGGAGCAGGAGCAGAGAAGACUAGACCGAGCGCUGACGGAAGGACAACAGCGCAAUGGGCAGCUCCAGGAGCACCUGUCUCAGCAACUUUCUCAGUCCCUUUCCACUGCUGUGUGUAACCGUCUGGAGAGGACCAUUCGUGAGGAGAUGAAGAAGACCGUACCCCAGUGUAUUUCCAAGAGCAUGGACCCUAUUGCUGGCCAGCUAAGUAACACUAUUGCUGCCAAGCUCACUGCUGUUGAGGGGACACUGAAAGAGAGUAUCACCAAGCUAGUGAAGUCAAAGAACCUUACAGAUACUGUUGUGAGGGCAACGGCCGAUACCCUGCAGGGUCCGAUCCAGUCAGCUUACAGGGAAGCGUUCCAGAGUGUCGUGUUGCCAGCCUUCGAGAAGAGCUGCCAGUCCAUGUUCCAGCAAAUCAAUGACACCUUCAAGCAGGGCACACAGGAAUAUAUCCAGCAGCUUGAGACUCACUUGAAGAACAAGAAGGUACGAGAACAGGAGGCCCGGGACCCGCUGCUGAAUCAGCUUCGACAGCUCAUCAGCACCUUCCAGAGCACCACCGAGCAGCUGGCUUCCACUGUUGCAGCCAGCGUCCAUGCUGAGGUGCAGCAUCAGCUGCAUAUUAUCGUGGGCAACAUGCAGGAGUCUAUUUUGGCCCAGGUGCAGAGAGUCAUUAAAGGAGAAGUGAGCCUAGCUAUGAAGGAGCAGCAAGCAGCUGUCACCUCCAGCAUCGUCCAGGCAAUGCGCUCGUUUUUUUUGGAUUUCCAGUCUCAGCAAACUCACAUCCUUCAGAUGCUCCAGCAGGGACACCUCAACCAAGCUUUCCAGCAGGCUCUAACAGCAGCUGAUCUCAACCUGGUCCUGUAUGUCUGUGAGACUGUGGAUACUCAGCAAGUAUUCGGGCAGCAUCCAUGCCCGCUGUCCCAGCCUGUGCUGCUCUCUCUCAUUCAGCAGCUCUCCUCGGAUUUGGGUACUCGUACGGAACUGAAGUUGAAUUACUUGGAGGAAGCAGUGAUGCACCUGGACCGCGGUGACCCCAUCACCCGAGACCACAUGGGGUCAGUCAUGAACCAGGUGCGGCAGAAGCUCUUCCAGUUCCUCCAGGUGGAACCCCACAACACGCUGAGCAAGCCUGCCCGUCGCCUCAUGAUCAUGCUCCAGGGCCUGGUCACCCCCGGCAUGACCUAG
Molecule: messenger RNA, 2358 nt
Organism: Fulmarus glacialis (Northern fulmar)
Lineage: Eukaryota; Metazoa; Chordata; Aves; Procellariiformes; Procellariidae
Product: enhancer of mRNA-decapping protein 4-like
Exons: 14
Biological process (GO): deadenylation-independent decapping of nuclear-transcribed mRNA
Cellular component (GO): P-body
Source: RefSeq, a predicted model, not a curated record